GAUGCUUCCGAGCCGAUGCCUCACUUCCAGAAAACUGAAACGAGGCUCAUCUGUGUUGUUGUUGUCGUGCAUUCGACCGAUUUCCUCUCUUUCUCCAAGCACUCUGACAAAAUGGGUGACAGUACAGCCACAAUCAGAACACGAAAGUAUAUGACCAACCGCUUGCUCCAGCGGAAACAAAUGGUUGUUGAUGUGCUCCAUCCUGGUGCUGCAACUGUAAAAAAAACCGAAAUAGCUGACAAGCUAGCUAAAAUGUACAAAGCAACUGCAGAUCGUGUUAUGUGCUUUGGGUUUAAAACAGCAUUUGGUGGUGGAAAAACAACUGGAUUUGCUCUGAUAUAUGACAGCAUGGAUGCUCUUAAGAAGUAUGAACCAAAAUUCAGAUUAGUUAGACUUGGUAUGGCAGAAAGGAAGGGAGCAACCAGAAAACAAAGAAAGGAAAGAAAGAAUAGAAUGAAGAAGGUUAGAGGAACAGCAAAGUCCAAAGUUGGAGCAGCAGGGAAGAAGUGAGAAGCCAGCAAUGAUUCUGUACUGUAAAAUUGUAUGUUAAAAUUGGUUGCAAUGAAAACCUUUUGUUGCUAAA
Molecule: messenger RNA, 583 nt
Organism: Rhopilema esculentum
Lineage: Eukaryota; Metazoa; Cnidaria; Scyphozoa; Rhizostomeae; Rhizostomatidae
Product: small ribosomal subunit protein eS24
Biological process (GO): translation
Cellular component (GO): ribosome
Molecular function (GO): structural constituent of ribosome
Source: RefSeq, a predicted model, not a curated record